Messenger RNA from Zasmidium cellare ATCC 36951, 2193 nucleotides. RefSeq lists its product as uncharacterized. The record is from RefSeq and is a predicted model, not a curated record. The coding region runs from base 1 to 2193 and encodes 730 amino acids. The transcript has 2 exons. NCBI's taxonomy places the organism in Eukaryota, Fungi, Ascomycota, Dothideomycetes, Mycosphaerellales, Mycosphaerellaceae.
AUGGGGCAAUACCUUUGGGCAGCCGCUCGCAAAGCCAUUCCCGCUUUUUGGCGUGAUCAGUCCAAAGGCGAGCCGAAAGAUCUACCCUCACCAGUGUCACCUACCUCUCCCGAGUCACCUCCUCCACCCAAGAGAAUGAAUCCGCCAAAGCCGAUCUGGAUUGAUCCUGAGAUGCGCAAAGCUGAAGAGGAGGCGGCUGCUGCAAUGGCGAAACGCUCCCACAGUAUAGCCAUGUCACAGCCAAUACCGCAAGUCCAGACAUUGUCCGACGAAGACGAGGAGGACCGAAGAGCUAUUGAAGACAUCGUCAAUCCAGCAACACGAAUAGCUGCAGUGGCCACCUUGCAAGGCUUUGCUCAACGACGUGCAUCAAGGCAGGCCACAGCCAUCGCCCGAGAUAUCAGUCGUCGACUUGAACAAGGUAAUUACCAACCUCGGAAGAUUGACGAUGAUGAGCGUACUCUGGUCGAUGAGGUGGACUGGGCGGAUCCUAUCCAGGUGGCAGCCCGCAAAGCAAGCUGGCAGGAGUUCAGCAUAUCGAACAUCUGUGGCCCCAAGGAUAUCGGAGACAAGCGUCAAAGUGGACAGAAAUUACAAGUCGACGCGGUCGAUAGCCAAGCUCAACAGGCCAAGCGCAAUACCGAGCGCAUAGCCCAACUGCCAUUCGGUCACCCCUAUGCUGAUCUGACUGAGGCUCUGCGGCAGCAGAGCGCUCCGGAAAUCGGCCCUCGACCACCAACUGAUGCCGAGCGUAGACAGACAGGAAGACGUCGGGCUUCAGAUGUGCUUUCGAGCUUCCUCCCACCACCCCCUCCAAUCCACGACUUCCCUGCCAUCGGCCGACGCAGAUGGAGCAACAACGAUGAUAUCCCCUUCCGGGCAACAUGGAGGUCGACCACAAGACAGCCUCUUCUUUUACCUGACGUACUGGAGAAGAAUGGUUUGAGUGUUCAAUCAAACCACCGUGCACUCCUACCCAAGUCCGCCGGCAAGCUUCCAGGUACGACAGAGAGACUGCGUCCUGGUCCUUCUCGAAGACAGAGUCGUACACCCCUGCCAUACCGACAUAGCCACAACCCCGUCACCAAAACGCACAAGGAAGAGAUGUUCAUCAUCACGACUCGCGAGAUCUGGAGGCAUGUAAGGCGUGCAAGUGCUCCUGAACCGUUCCAUCUUGAUCAUCCUACCCGACACGUUGAUGAUCCAGAAGAAGGUACCCGUCGUGGUAUUCCUGUCGCGCUGAAAUUGCCUUUGAGUGCACAUGAGCGUUGUCAGCUGCUUGUGACACUCAGCAAUUUGGAUCAACAUCUAAAGAUCCACAUGUACCGCGGUUGCGCUCCUGUCUUCCCUACUCUUUUCAACCAGAAUCGACGGCGAAGUAGACGGAUCACGGAUGCAGCAGUCACCACAUACGACGACUUCCCGAAUGUCCUGGAUUCUGGGAGGGAUUUGAGGAGGCGAGUAUUUGAAAGGUACCUGUCUCGAUUUGCCGAACCACAGUUCAACCUCUUGCGGAGAUUCCGGAACCCGGAGGAUGAUCCAAGAGGACACAUUGGCUCAUGGGAGCACAAGGAGCCUCCCCCCGACAACGACCCACCCCUCGCGAGGUCAUGGCGUGACAUGCAAGGCGAUCUUGCCGAGAGGGAAGCCAUCGAUGGAAGAAGGCGGGUUCUUGGGGAUUUGCCGAGGUAUUCGAGCGGUACCGAUCGAGGGAGAGGAACUUAUGGUGGUUAUAGCCCUGAAACCGGCAGGAAGGCUAAGACGGUUGUCACCGCUGCAAAGCGAAGGCUAUACUCAAUAACCAAGCUCUUUGAGCCGGGCGAAGACGCGGGUGAACCAUCUGAGCGCCGACCCUCAGUAAGCGGCAUCGCCAAGCUUUUUCGUCGUGGCUCGAUCGAUACCAAACGGCAACAGAAGCGCCCUCGAGUGGAUGAGCAUUACAUCGGGACGUACCAAAUGUUGAAGAAAGAUGGCAUGGUGGCCUGCAACAAUCAAGGCAACGAUGAACACUUCGGCUUCCGAAUGCCUAGAUAUGACGCUGCCGCAACAGAGCAGGCUAUUGAAGAGGAGUGCGAGCCCGGUGUGGCGGUCUCUGACAGGACCAACGAGCGACAGUCACGGCAACAAAACUUACAUGAGUCGACUGCAGCCCAAACGGGAGGCGAGGAGAGUGCUGUUGCAGAUGACGACUAG